Messenger RNA from Cryptomeria japonica (Japanese cedar), 1512 nucleotides. RefSeq names its product anther-specific proline-rich protein APG. The coding region runs from base 816 to 1445 and encodes 209 amino acids. Gene Ontology annotation, biological process: regulation of defense response to fungus. The transcript is spliced from 4 exons. The record is from RefSeq and is a predicted model, not a curated record. Gene Ontology annotation, molecular function: metal ion binding. Lineage: Eukaryota; Viridiplantae; Streptophyta; Pinopsida; Cupressales; Cupressaceae.
GUCAUCGAGUGCAUCCAUGGAUUCCCAUAUUCUGGAUUGUACCCUUUGUUUUUACUCCCCAAAGGCGUGCAGUCUAGGUACCUUUUGUGAAAUAGAAUUUGAAGGAGAUGUUAGCAAGAUAACCAAGAAAAUGACUAUUGUAAGGGUGGAAAUGGACUCCUACAAAUGCAAAAGAAUUGGCAUUCAUUCUAUCGCAAAAGUAGAUGGUACAAUGUUGUUAUAUCAAAUUGGUCUUUUAAUUUCAGCUUCAAAAAUAUUAGGUUGUAGGAGGAUAAAAACAAGGGAAGUUAGUUUAUGUUCUAUGAUUAAAUCACACAAACUAGAUUACACUUCUGUCAGUUAAUCUUUUGGAAGCUAAUCUUUUUGUGAUAUUUUUGUAGAAUCUCAUGGGCAGAUGAUUCCAAAACCUUCAAUAUUCAUAACUCAUACGCACGAUAGAUUGUGGUCCACUUACGGUCCAUAGCAGCCCAUAAUCUAGUGGCUUGAUAUUACUUCUGAAAUUAUUUCAUCCACCCAUUCUAUAUUUCUUGUCUAGUGUGGUUUCAGAAUAUUGUUCAUUUAUUAGUGUUGUAGAACUCUCGGUUGCGACCCCUUGUUUUUGGUCCCCAAAGUCGGCAGCCUCGCUGUUGUGGAUUGGAAUUUGUGCGUCAUCUGACGGAGAUAUUUCGAAGAUAGGUGUGGGAGGACUGCCUUAAAUUUGCACUCUUUCCUCAUCUGAAGAAUACUAACAUGUUCUGUGCAGGUUUUCUUUCCUCAUCUGAAGAAUACUAACAGGCUCUGUGCAGGUAGUCAGGCUUGCAGGAAGAUUACCCAAGAUGUCUAAUACGACUGUUAUGAGGGUGGAUAUGGACUGCUACAAAUGCAAGAGAAUUGCCUUGCAGUCUGUCACAAAAAUAGAGGGAAUUGAUAUGAUUUCUAUCAAUAUGAAGGAGCAUACCUUAACUGUGGUAGGAGAUGCAGAUCCAGUGUGCAUUGUUAAUCAGAUAAGGAAGAAGUUCAAGUGUGCUCAAUUGCUUCCACCACCACCGCCACCACCAUCACCAGAACCAGCGCCAGCGCCAACACCAGAACCAGCACCAGCGCCAGCGCCAGAACCAACACCAGCUCCAGACCCAGCACCAGCUCCAGACCCAGCACCAGCGCCAGAAGCAGCGCCGGCGCCGACACCAGCACCAGAGCCAACACCAGCGCCUGCAGCUGAACCUCCACCUCCACCAGCACCGGCGCCAGCGCCAGUAGAGAUCCAUCGGGAGAUAGUUUACUAUCCUCAGUAUCCUCCAUGCAUGGGGUAUGCCCCAUCAUUUCCACCUGGACAAUAUUGUGGAUGUCCUGCAUGUUCAAGAAAAUCAGAUAUGCCAUGGCCUAUGCGCCCUCCUCUUACUUCUCCUCCUGAACAAGUCUAUGUGUGGAAGGAGGAGGAUCAAAAUUUCUGUACUAUUUGUUAGACCAAAGAUCUUCAUUCUGCCAUUUUUACUACAGAUUAAGUUAAUCUCAUCAUGAAAAUUAGAUCCA